Molecule: messenger RNA, 732 nt
Organism: Anopheles marshallii
Lineage: Eukaryota; Metazoa; Arthropoda; Insecta; Diptera; Culicidae
Gene: Roe1
Product: grpE protein homolog, mitochondrial
Exons: 4
Coding region: 1-732 (243 amino acids)
Biological process (GO): protein import into mitochondrial matrix; protein folding
Cellular component (GO): PAM complex, Tim23 associated import motor
Molecular function (GO): adenyl-nucleotide exchange factor activity; protein homodimerization activity; protein-folding chaperone binding
Source: RefSeq, a predicted model, not a curated record
AUGUAUCGUUCUAAAACUGCACUAAGUUUGAUCCAGCAACUGGACCGAUUAGGCUUAGCAUCCAGAAACAGCUUAGCUACACGCCACAUGCAAACGAUGAGUGUAACACAAGCAUCGCACAUUCGGCAUUCUUGGUCGAUUUAUUCCCAUUAUCCUGCGCAUGGGAUUCAAACGAGAACUUUCAGUACCGAGAAGGAUACAGCACGUGUCGAGGAACAGACCGAGAAUGAAAAGAAGCUAACACAUGAAAUGGAAGAGAUGCGUAAAGAAAACGCCGAACUAACAGAAAAACUUAAAACAUACGAUGAUAAAUACAAACGUGCUCUGGCGGAGAGUGAGAAUAUUCGCCGGCGGUUAACGAAACAAAUCGACGAUGCGAAACUAUUUGGCAUUCAAGGUUUCUGCAAAGACCUGCUGGAGGUGGCAGAUAUUUUGGGCCAUGCCACGGAAGCUGUCCCCAAGGAUGAGAUUUCAGAUAAGAAUCCCCAUUUGAAGAAUCUUUUCGAGGGACUUUCAAUGACGCGGCAACAGCUCAACAGUGUGUUUAAACGGCACGGACUGGAAACGGUGAAUCCGAUGAAUGAAAAGUUCAACCCCAAUCUGCACGAAGCAUUGUUCCAGCAGGAAGUGGCGAACGUGGAACCCAAUACAGUCGUAGUGGUCAGUAAAAUCGGAUACAAGCUGCAUGACCGCUGCAUACGUCCCGCACUAGUUGGUGUAACGAAGGGUUAA